Molecule: messenger RNA, 5773 nt
Organism: Saccostrea echinata
Lineage: Eukaryota; Metazoa; Mollusca; Bivalvia; Ostreida; Ostreidae
Product: folliculin-interacting protein 1-like
Exons: 39
Coding region: 60-5240 (1726 amino acids)
Cellular component (GO): cytoplasm
Molecular function (GO): ATP binding; ATPase inhibitor activity; ATP hydrolysis activity
Source: RefSeq, a predicted model, not a curated record
CCAGAUGACAGUCGAUGCAGUCUGAGAUGAAAACUCAUUUAGUUUAACAGUAAAUCAAAAUGAAUGUGAAAGAUGAAUAUGACAAGCAGUUUUUAAACCAAUAUCAGACGUUGUUUAUGUCUGAUAAACUGAGAAAUGGCACACCAGCAGAGAAAGCUGACAUAUAUCGCAGUCUCAUGGGACAACUUCAACUUGCACAGAGGCAUGGGAGGCUUCCCAGUGACAGCCAUGAACUUCUUAGAAAAGAGUAUUGGAAACCAUAUACAGCCAUCGUGGAUACACAUAACACAGAACAAGGCUUAAACAACUUUGCUGAGGGGGCAUUAUCAAUCUGCAGUAAAUACAGAAAUGAAAGCCAGAAAUGGAGGAGUUCUCUGUCCCUGGAGAAAAUCAAAGAAAUGGACUGUUACAAGACAUACCUAGCCAAUGUCAAGGCUAAGAAUGAGCAGUUACUGCCAGAGAGCAAGCAGUCACAGGUCAUAAUAAAGUCUAAGAACUCGAUCAUAGAUUCUAGUGCUGUGGCUUCCCUAAAAAAUCAGGGAAGGUCGACAUUGUCCAUGUCCAGUGGAGGUGGACAAGGAUCCAAUGGAGUCUUAAGCAGUGUUUCUAAUAGCAGCCACAGUACCACAGAGAGCUGGAAAGGACAUCAUUCUACAACUAAUAAAAAUACAGAGGGGCACAGAGUGCACAAUCAGGUGAAUGGAAACUUUUAUCAAGCCCAGGGCAGACCUGAUACUUCUAGCAGUAGUUCAUUGUCAGUAGGGAUUGCCAGAGGUCAGACCACUCAAGACAAUGUCAAAAUGUUUGGAAACAGUACUAGACAGUUUGCGAACAGAAAACCGCUGUUCGGAAAUGGGGGGAAGAUGUACGGAGAGAGAGAAAAUACCCAGCCUCUUGGAAGACAAUUUGGAGAAGAGAGGCCAUUCCAGAACAGAAACAUGAGAGAGGAGGCUGUCUCCCUGAAGAGGCCAUUUAUGGAAGAUGAGGAUGAAAGAUAUGGUGGUGUGGAACAAAACAAUCUACCUAAUUUUUCUGGCCCUUUUAGAACAGCCAAAGAACAACUAAAUAUUGAUAACCAGAAAAAAUAUGGCAGAGGGCGUGGUCAGGUAUCCACUGCUUCCUACGGGGCCACCAAAAAGUCUCUAGGACCUAGACGAGGCACAAGCAGUAAAUUUGUUCCUCCAGUGAUGAACAGAGAAGAAAAUGAAGAGAAUGAGGAUGUUGGAAUAAAGGCCAUCACGAGAUCUGUCCUUGGUAAGAACGGAGAGAAGAAUGAAGAAGUGACAGAUGAACGACUGAAAGGAAUAGAGCCCAAAAUGAUAGAACUUAUUAUGAAUGAGAUAAUGGAUAAUGGCCCACAGCUGUCCUGGGAUGAUGUAGCUGGCCUGGAGUUUGCCAAGAAGACCAUCAAAGAAAUUGUGGUGUGGCCAAUGUUAAGACCUGAUAUUUUUACUGGUCUUAGAGGUCCACCAAAGGGUCUGUUAUUAUUUGGGCCACCUGGCACUGGCAAAACUCUGAUAGGUAAAUGUAUUGCAAGUCAGUCCAAAUCUACAUUCUUCAGCAUCAGUGCCUCCUCCUUGACCUCUAAAUGGGUAGGAGAGGGGGAGAAGAUGGUGCGAGCGAUGUUUGCUGUGGCGCGCUGUCACCAGCCAGCUGUUGUGUUCAUUGAUGAAGUGGAUUCCCUGUUGUCUCAGAGGUCGGACGGUGAACACGAGGCCUCCCGCAGAAUCAAAACAGAGUUCCUGAUACAACUGGAUGGAGCUGCCACGCUGUCUGAUGAAAGAAUUCUAGUCAUAGGAGCUACCAACAGGCCCCAGGAAAUAGAUGAAGCUGCAAGACGAAGAUUUGUGAAGAGACUUUACAUCCCCCUUCCAGAAGGUGAAGCUCGUAAACAGAUUGUCCUGAAUCUUCUCUCCCAGCAGAAAUAUCAGCUGACAGCGGCUGAGUUAGAUGCCAUUCAACAGCAGUCUGAAGGAUACUCGGGGUCAGAUAUGUCCUAUCUAUGUAAGGAGGCAGCUCUGGGUCCCAUCAGAUCCAUGGCAUUUGGGGACAUUGAAAACAUUACUGCGGAGCAGGUUCGACCUAUUCUGUAUGAAGAUUUUGAAGCAGCCUUUCAUCAGGUUAGAGCCAGUGUUUCUGAAAAAGACUUGGAUCUGUAUCUGGAAUGGGAUAAGACAUUUGGAAGUACCAGUAAUCGAAAGCCCGUAGUAAAUAUGGCAUUACUUAAAAUUUUUCAGAAUCGUAAAAUAGGAAGAAAUUCUGGACUCUUCGGCAAAUAUUCAGAAAGAGGAAAAGAAUGGAAGCCCCCUAAUUUUGAUCCCUCUCUGAUUCGGCUGCUGAUUUACAGCGAGGUGGACGGAAAUCGCAUCAUUCUGUUUGACUCCAGCUCUGUUGUCAGGUGGGAGGAUAAGCAGCAGCAGAAUCCAAGGUGCCAAAAAGGUGCAAAAUGCAGAAGGAAAAACCCAGUGAAUGCAAGUCCCACUACCACAGGGGAGAUAACCUGUCAACGCUAUCAGCCAAAGUACCAGCUUACAAAACCUUGCUCUGACUGUAAGACAUUGGAGGAGGUGGUGUUUGGUAGUGUUGGAAUGGCACAGAAGGGGAGCUCACUCAAAGUGCAUUUUUUGUGGUCACGGAUGUUGCUGACAAAAGUCUUCAUUCCGACAGCCCCCAAACAAGAGUCCUUUAACAGUGACCUUGAUUUUAAUCAGAGCUCCCCAAGUCAAGGGGAUCAAUCCAGCCCAAAGCUUAUUUAUCACCCAGAGAAAUCUCCCAGUAUUGCUCAGAGUAUCCCGGUUGAUGUGCCCUCCUCACGAGACAGAAUUGCCACCUUUGAUAUUUAUGACCGAGACAGUGGCCUAGCUUCAUUGACCUCUAGUGGGAGUUUCCAGACUCCAUUCCCAUCCCCUAGUAGUAAUGCUAGUAGUUACAGCAGUCUACACCGAAGGUGGAUGAGAAGUGUCCACACAUCCAUUGAGGGGUGCAUCAAGAAACGCAACUCCCACGACAAUCUUGUCGCUCAAGAUACCUCGUUAGGCCCUCAACCAGGAUGUAGAAAAAGAAGAAGUAAGCUCGCGUUGGGCAUUGUGUUUGGCGGUGAUGAGCAAAAGAAUCAGGACGACAACCUGUUAUUCCAGAAUUUUUUCUUCUCCCAUAUAACACUGAUAGAGGGGCACCUUGAAAGAUUAAAAAUGGAGGUUGAAAAAGCAUACAGCACUAAACAAAAGUUUGUGGAUAUUGUCAUGGAGGCUUUGGAGACUUUUCGAAGUGACAUCAUGGAUUUAUACACCUCUCCACGGUUGAGUGAACCUGUGUGGCAGAGCAUGAUGUCACAUCCCAGCUACCGCUACCAGAUCUGUGAGAAUUUUAUGAAGGAAUUGGUAACACUCAUCAACAAGUUUGACAGCAAAAAUAAUGAAUUUUUUAUGAGUACCCUUGUCACAGCAGUGUUGACACAUCAUCUGGCAUGGGUUCCCACAGUAACCCCAGCAGGGGGAACUCCCUCCAAGACCUACCUCCACAAUCAUUCUGCAAAAUGGUUGGACACAUUAGCAAAGACCCAUCCUUACAAUCCACUCUGGGCUCAGUUAGGGGAUAUGUAUGGUGCUAUUGGCUAUCCACUGAAAAUAGCCAGGACAAUUAUUGUAGGAAAAAAGGCAGAUCUUGUCAAAAAAAUUCUGUACAUAUUGAGUUACUUCAUUCGCUGUAGUGAUGUCCAUGAGAAUGGUGAAGUCGGAACACUAGAGUCGUUUCUAGAUGAUGUUUGCAUGGAAUCUCCAGAGGAAGAUAAAACUCCCGUCCAUGAGGGUUUUAAGUUUCCCUCAGUCCCUGACGAGAAAUUACAAACAGGGUUUCAUAUAAGCAAUUCUGUGAUAUUUAACACUAGUUCACCUGAAGUUCAAAACAAUGUAGAAAUCAAAAAGUGUGUUGAUAGGAGUGAUCUGAAAUUAGAUGUCCACAGUCAGCAUAGCUCACAAAGGAACAGUAACGAGACGGAAUCGUCAGAGAUGAACCAGGACGAGGGAUACUGCUCCAUUGUGCAGUCUGACGAGAGUGAGAAGAUCAGGUGUAGGUUAUCAACGGACUGUGUGGUGGAAAAUGUUCCUGUUGAAAAUGUUAUGAAUGUGAACAGAGCCGCAGUUAGUAGGACUAGUGAUGUGAAUGAGAAACUCGUAAAACCUGCCAAAUCUAGUUCUGUGCUUUCAUCUAAGGUUAGUAACAGUAAUGAUAUAACAGUGGAAAAGAAGCCAUCAACAGCUGACAUAAAGCACCAGUUUCUGUCAGAUAGAAGUAAUAGUAUGUUUAAUGAGUAUUUUGAGGAUGACAGUAUAGUGACAAAAACAAUUGAUGAUGUGCCGCUAGACAAGCGAGUCAUUCACCCGGCAAUGAGGGAUAUUGUCAUGUCCCAGUCACUAGAAUGUUUAACAGAAUCCUCUGACAAUGACACACAUCAGAGGCGACUUGGGUCAGUGGGACAGUCUGCCAGGCCCAAAUUAUCCCCUCUCUCCAGGCAGAUGAGUUCAGAUUUCUCCAAACCCUCCACCUACAAUCCCGGUCGCUGCAGGUCUGUAACCCCAACAGAAUUGAACAGGCGCCGUCAUCUCUCCUCAACAAGCAGUUUUGAUUUUGAUCACAUGGAUCCACUUGUUCACUUCAAAGAACUUCCAAUGCCAAGCAUUAGUAGUGAGAGGAAUAGCAGCAUUAAAAUGUUUGAUAGGAACUUUGGACGGUCCCUUCUUGCCGAGUAUUCUGACCAUUAUUUAUCUAAUUUUGUCCUGCAUGGUACAUCGGACAACAACUUUAAAGAGAAACUUAUACGUGAUCUCCACAUGGCAACUCAGCACUCCGUGUUAGAUGAGCCAAUAACAGAGGCUGUGUUUAUAGUAGCUGAUACAGACAAAUGGUCUGUGGACAUUACCAGCAGUAAGUCACCAGACCAGCCUCCGAAAGUUAGUCGUGUGGUGGCCUCUCAACUUGUGUGCAAUAUGAUGGACGCUGUUCAACAGCUACACCGCCUCAAAAUGAGUUCCGAAUUUUGCUUAAUGCAUCUAGAAGACAGGCUACAGGAAAUCUAUUUUAAGAGUAUUAUGCUGGCCGAGUACUUAAGAGAGAGUAAAACCCCGGGUCAGUGUGACAUCAAGGAAAUGACCAAAUUACUCGGAUUUGAUAAUGGAGAUUUGCCAUUACUGGUGGCCAUUGCAGGGACACACUCUCCCCAACUGACUCUGGGAGACCAGUGAUCAGGACCCACCCAUGCCAAACACCCCUCACAUAUCAGGCAGCAGGAGUGAUUUAGAAUCGGUUUAACCCACGUUCCUAGGAAGCUGAUCUCAGAUGUGUCCAGAUUUAAUAUAUCAUUAGUUUUAUUUAAUUUCAGGGUGUUCAGUUAAUGAUACUGGUGCCAUAAUAAAUAUACAUAAAGGGAAUGAACAUGUAAUUUAAUUUAAAAGAUGGGGAAUAAGAAAAAAAAAGAAACUAGUAAAUCAGGGAUUUUUAUGCCAAUAAUUUGUGAUAUAUUUUGUUUGGAUUGUUAAUUUCCUUUGUGCUUUAAUUUAGCAAAUAGGUUUUAAUAAUUAUGGACUGAUUUAAGCACAGAAACUUCAUUGAUUGAUUUAAACUUGUAUACAAGUAGAUGCAACCUGCAUGCUUCUGCCUAUUCAGUUAUCUGUACUUACAUUGUAUGUGUAAUUGCAAAUAAACAUUGAAGCUUAAAGCUGAGCCAGUAUUUUUUGAUGUCAAGAUUUAUGUAUCAAAUAAAAACUUGAAAUUUGAA